CAAAGAGUCACUCAAUUAUUAUAUGAGUAGACACAACACAAAUACACAAUUACAAAGAUCAACCAUAAGGAUAAUUUGGUAAAUGAGUCGCAUGCAUCUAGUGUCUUAACUGGCCUUUUAUAUAGAGUUAGCUCCACAUGAUUGGUAUAUGCUGUCAGCUAGAUCUAUUCCAUUUUCAUAUAAUAAUCCCGCGAAUUUCUUCUCAAUACUAUACUAUACUGUCUUCCUUUGCUCCUCAUUCCUUUCUCACAAAAACGUGGUGGCAUGGAGGACGAAAAUUAUUCAAAGGGAAUAAUGAGAACACAAUCAGAUCAACUAGUAGAGUCAGUGGUAGCAUCUUUAAAAUCGCCACCAGGAUCAAGUGAGUCAAUACGCGGAGUGGUGGAAGGUGGUAGUGGGAGUUUGAUAAGGAAGUCGAGCAAGAGGGCGUCGCCGAGCGGAAGAAACACACACAUAAGGAAGGCAAGGAGUGCCCAAACUUCAUUGAAAGUUGAUUUGGAUGAUGUUAGUAGUGGUGCUGCCCUUAGUAGAGCUUCAAGUUUGGGACUCUCAUUCUCUUUCACUGGAUUCUCUAUUCCUCUUGAUGAAAUCUCUAGCUCCAAACCAUUCAGUGAUGAUGAUAUCCCUGAGGAUAUUGAAGCUGGAAUUCACAAGCCAAAGUUUCAAACGGAACCUACUCUGCCAAUAUAUCUAAAGUUCACGGAUGUGACAUACAAGGUAGUGAUUAAGGGUAUGACAACAAGUGUGGAGAAAGACAUAUUGAAAGGGAUCAGUGGUUGUGUAAAUCCAGGGGAGGUUUUGGCAUUGAUGGGUCCUUCUGGAAGUGGAAAAACAUCUUUGUUAAAUUUACUUGGUGCUAGAUCAUGUCAACCAACAGUUGGUGGUUCUAUCACUUAUAAUGACCAACCAUAUUCCAAGUUCCUUAAGAGCAGGAUUGGAUUUGUGACACAAGAUGAUGUUCUGUUUCCUCACUUGACUGUGAAGGAAACAUUGACAUAUGCAGCUCGUUUAAGGUUGCCAAAAACAUUAACCAGACAGCAAAAGGAAAAAAGGGCUUUAGAUGUUAUCUAUGAGCUAGGCUUGGAGAGGUGCCAAGACACUAUGAUAGGAGGUUCAUUUGUUAGAGGAGUAUCUGGUGGAGAGAGGAAGAGGGUUUGCAUUGGCAAUGAGAUCAUUAUCAAUCCUUCUCUUUUGUUUCUUGAUGAACCAACAUCUGGUUUGGAUUCUACAACAGCCUUGAGAAUUGUUCAAAUGCUACAUGACAUCGCUGAGGCUGGUAAAACUAUAGUGACAACAAUUCAUCAACCAUCAAGUAGACUCUUUCACAAAUUUGACAAGUUGAUCCUUUUGGGAAAAGGGAACUUGCUUUACUUUGGAAAAGCAUCAGAAGCAAUGGACUACUUUGGAUUUAUAGGUUGUACUCCUCUAAUUGCAAUGAAUCCAGCAGAGUUUUUAUUAGACCUUGCAAAUGGAAACAUGAAUGAUAUUUCUGUACCAUCAGAGUUAGAGGAUAAAGUGCAUAUGGGAAAUGUAGAAGUUGAAACAUCCAAUGGAAAACCAUCAGCUGCAGUUGUACAAGAUUAUCUGGUGGAGGCAUAUGAGACUCGAGUAGCGGAAACAGAGAAGAAAAAACUAAUGGAUCCAAUUCCACUCGACGAAGAAGUGAAGUCUAAGGUUUAUUCGCGUAAAAGACAGUGGGGAGCAAGUUGGUUUGAGCAAUAUACAAUAUUGUUUUCAAGAGGAUUCAAAGAACGUAGGCAUGAAUAUUUUAGCUGGUUGAGAAUAACACAAGUUCUUUCCACUGCUGUCAUAUUGGGGUUACUUUGGUGGCAAUCAGAUGCUAGCAACCCAAAGGGUCUUCAAGACCAGGCAGGAUUGCUUUUCUUUAUCGCGGUGUUUUGGGGAUUCUUUCCUGUGUUCACAGCAAUAUUUACAUUUCCUCAAGAGAGAGCAAUGUUGAAUAAGGAAAGAGCAACAGAUAUGUACAGAUUAAGUGCAUACUUUGUGGCUAGAACUACAAGUGACCUUCCACUAGACCUUGUAUUGCCAGUGCUUUUCCUUAUUGUUGUUUAUUUCAUGACUGGUUUGAGACUAAGUGUGGGACCCUUUUUCCUUAGUAUUCUUACAGUUUUUCUUUGUGUUGUGGCAGCUCAGGGACUUGGACUUGCUAUUGGAGCUACACUAAUGGACUUGAAAAGGGCAACAACUUUGGCUUCAGUCACUGUCAUGACUUUCAUGUUGGCUGGGGGAUUCUUUGUAAAGAAAGUGCCCAUAUUUAUAUCAUGGAUUCGGUACCUAUCAUUCAACUACCACACAUACAACCUAUUGCUGAAGGUACAAUAUGAACAUAUUACACCAAGCAUAAAUGGAAUCAGAAUUGACAGUGGUUACAAUGAAGUUGUUGCUCUAAUAGCCAUGGUUUUUGGUUACCGUAUAUUGGCAUAUUUUUCUCUACGGUGGAUGAAAAUUCAACCUUGAUCUUAAAAACUUGGAGGAGAUGCACUUCCUCUGUAUUAGAAGUAGAAGGGUGAUAUUGAAUGACGGCUCAUAUAAUUAUAUCAUAUCAUAUGACUACCAAAUGGAAAGUGCUAAGCUUUGUUUGGUUACAUCUAAUCUUGUUUUGUUUAUAUUGUAUUUCAUUUGCCAUUUUCAAAUAACAAAAGCACGUUCAAUGUUAUCAAUAUCAGAUUCUAGAGUUAGUUUUUUUUUUUUUUUUUGGAAAAAUAGUAAACUAUUUAGGUUGAGUAGUUUAAAUGUGAAGGGAGAGAUAAUGGAUUUUGUUUGGUUGAGUGAAGUUGUCUCACAAGGGAAGACAAACAAUUUUAUCUGGAAAAAAAGUUACAUUAUAUGUCUUCGCAAUA
Molecule: messenger RNA, 2861 nt
Organism: Cicer arietinum (chickpea)
Lineage: Eukaryota; Viridiplantae; Streptophyta; Magnoliopsida; Fabales; Fabaceae
Product: ABC transporter G family member 22
Biological process (GO): transmembrane transport
Cellular component (GO): membrane
Molecular function (GO): ATP binding; ATP hydrolysis activity; ABC-type transporter activity
Source: RefSeq, a predicted model, not a curated record